This is a messenger RNA of Solanum stenotomum, 1050 nucleotides long. RefSeq lists its product as uncharacterized. Bases 1 to 1050 code for a protein of 349 amino acids. Lineage: Eukaryota; Viridiplantae; Streptophyta; Magnoliopsida; Solanales; Solanaceae. The transcript is spliced from 6 exons. The record is from RefSeq and is a predicted model, not a curated record.
AUGCAGCAAGAACAAGCUCCAAUUUCCUUGCAGCAAGAACAAGCUCCAAUUCUGCCUUCUAAUUCAAGUGCAACAUCUCUGCAGCCACGUCCAUCUGCACGAUAUUGGAGAGUAGAGGCUAAAGAAAACGCUAUCAAGCAUAUUAAUGUCAAGGUUAAUGAGGUUAAUAAUCUAACUGUUGGAGAGAGCAUCAUUGUGGACUUUGACCCAUACAACUCAGCAUAUGGUGAUGCACAGGGACUGCUCGCUGGAUAUUGUGAAUCAUUGGCAAUUAAUUGUAAUUUGUUUCCAAUUAGUUUUGAGAUGUGGUCAAGGCAAUCGGACAUACCUAAGAAGUACAUGGAAGACUUCUUUGAAACAAUAUUAAAGGUAUUUGAGUCCAUUGCAUACAGAUAUUGCAAUAGUAGCAUUUCAAAAAAGUUGGCUACACAUAGGCAGAGAUUGUGGAAUGAAUAUUUUGACCCUGCAAGAAGCAAGAAUGAGAUCAUUAGUAACGUGCCAUCUGGUAUACAUAAAGAUCAAUGGGCUAGUUUUGUUGCUUACAGUCAGAAACCAUCAACAAUGGAGCUUUGUAGAAGAAAUAAGGAAAUUCAGAGGAAGCAAAAAUGCCACACACUGUUUCUGGAAACUGCUAAAGCUCCUAGUCGCGAAAAAAUGUUUAUUGAAACUCAUAAGAGAAAGAACGGAUCAUUUGUGAAUGCUAAGGCUCAGACUAUAAGGGAACAAAUUGAGUCACAUAUGACUCUUUGCAACACUAAUGAGUCUGAAGUUUCCCCAGAAGAUAUUGUUGGUAAGAUAUUAGGAGCAGAACACUCUGGGUGGGUAAGAUAUAUGGGUAUGAGAGCAGGUCCAUCAAACACAUUCUUGAAUAUAGAGCGACGACUUAGCGAGCUGAGCAUUUCUUCAUCAAGCUAUGGUGAAUCAUCUGCAACUUCUACUUAUUUGCAUCAAAAGGUCGCACGUUUGGAGUCCCAAGUUGAAGAAACUUUGCCUGUGUUGAAGAAUUACCUGAUAUCUAAGGAAGGAGGGAUUCCUAACUUCUACGAGUGA